CAAGUUGAUGCGUCGGCGCUUACAACUAACGUCGCCAUUGGUGAACGACUUUGCUUCUAUGCUUGGGUGGACAAAUUACAUGAGAAAGUCGGCUUUUACUUCGCGGUUCAAUCGGGUGGAGCGUUCGAUAUUGACUGGACCAUCACUGACCCACAUGAUAUGAUUGUGAUUGAGGGUGAGAAGGAAAGGCAAGGGGAUUAUAUCUUUACCGCCAAUGCUGUUGGAGAGUACUCUUUCUGUUUCCACAAUGAUAUGUCGUCGUUCAGUGAAAAGUUUGUCGAUUUG
Messenger RNA from Melampsora larici-populina 98AG31, 285 nucleotides. RefSeq lists its product as uncharacterized. The transcript has 2 exons. Gene Ontology annotation, cellular component: COPII-coated ER to Golgi transport vesicle; endoplasmic reticulum; endoplasmic reticulum-Golgi intermediate compartment. Gene Ontology annotation, biological process: protein retention in ER lumen; intracellular protein transport; Golgi organization. The record is from RefSeq and is a predicted model, not a curated record. NCBI's taxonomy places the organism in Eukaryota, Fungi, Basidiomycota, Pucciniomycetes, Pucciniales, Melampsoraceae. The annotation marks the transcript as partial.